GUGCAGCGCAUUCUUCUACCUUUCGUUACUCUUUCCCAUUAGUAUCAUUCAAAAUGUCUGCAACAAAUUUAGCAAAAAAAUACAAGCAGCAGGUCUUGAAGCAACAACAGCUUCAAUUACAAGCAGUGUUGGAUGAGUUUGCUGAUGCUAUAAAUAAAACCUCGUCAACAUCCGAAAAACGACCACUAUCAUUACGAGUCUCAGAGGCCAAGGCCUGUAAAAAACGCAAAGUUUCACCGGAUGCCACCAAAGUCAGUGGUUUAAACGGCACCCUUGGUUCAAACUUAGUAAAAUUGAGUGAUGAACUUCCUUCAAAGACCAUGCGUGAACGUUAUUUUUCGAUACUCAGCCGUAAUGGAAUCAUAGAUAUCAGUGACGAUAAAGAUGGGUCACAACUGCAUGCUCUUGAUGGUGGUAGCAAUACCAAAAAGAAUAUUGUUGGCAAGGUUGAAAAUGCUUCACCACCCAAAAAAAUAGAAGACUGUGAUGAUUAUCUCCAUGCGGAUGACAAACGCCUAUUAAAAAAUGUAUGAUUGUGCGAGUACCUGGAUGAUUCUAAGAUACAGUUUGAUAAUCAUAUUAUUUACAAUUGCAGGUUGACGGUCCAAGUUCUGCGAAAAAAUGCAUCAAACAAUUGACAAGCAGAUCUACGACAGAAAAAAAGCAAAUGGCAUCGAUCGAUGUAGUCAUUAACAUAUUGAAACAACAUGCAUUCAAAUCGCACAUGCUAUCAGAUAAAUAUCUUGAGGGAUGCU
This is a messenger RNA of Zychaea mexicana, 755 nucleotides long. RefSeq lists its product as uncharacterized. NCBI's taxonomy places the organism in Eukaryota, Fungi, Mucoromycota, Mucoromycetes, Mucorales, Lichtheimiaceae. Bases 54 to 533 code for a protein of 159 amino acids. The record is from RefSeq and is a predicted model, not a curated record. The transcript is spliced from 5 exons.